Molecule: messenger RNA, 1023 nt
Organism: Kluyveromyces marxianus DMKU3-1042
Lineage: Eukaryota; Fungi; Ascomycota; Saccharomycetes; Saccharomycetales; Saccharomycetaceae
Exons: 1
Coding region: 1-1023 (340 amino acids)
Cellular component (GO): cytoplasm
Source: RefSeq, a predicted model, not a curated record
AUGUCUCUCAAGACCUUGCUCGACCCGGAAGUGAAAGCUCGGUUUCUCAAGGCUUCUCAUGCAAAUGUGGUGUCGCAUUUAAAGGCUCUAGAGAAUGGAUUGACAAGAUACUCUAAGAAUCCGUCGAUUGUACCCCCAAGAACCAAGGCACUUACGCCUUCUGGAGAAGCAAUCCACUUGUUUAUGCCCGUAGUGGACGAUAUAUACUGCGGUGUUAAAACUCUAGGGUAUAAUGAGAAGUCUGGGCUUGGGUUUGUUGGAUCUAUCAACGUAUUGGACCCUACUAAUGGGCUAAUUCGGGGUGUGGUUGAUGCAAAACAGGUUACUGGGAUAAGAACUGCCCUCAGCUCUCACAUCGGUCUUAGCCAUUUAAGUCACAAAUUCGAUGGUAUCGAGAAACUAAACGUGACGGUAUUUGGCAGUGGCUUACAGGCUUUUUGGCACUCGUUUGUGUGCGCAAAGCUGUUCUCCGCGAAACAGGUUGAUCUCAACAUUGUGCAUAGGUCAAAGAAGCUCGAUGACAGAGAGUUAUGCAAUGCAUGCUCAAAUAUCUGUUCUGUGAACUACGUCAAGAUAGACAGUAGUGAUAUUGGUCAGCUGUGCCGCAAGAGUCAUGUGAUUUUCGGCACUAUCCCCACCUCCGAGCCCAGCAUCAAGGAGCACUUCUUCCGACAAGUACCAGAGGAGAUCGACUCUACGAGUUUCACUUAUAUCAGCUUGAUAGGAAGCUACCAGCCGCAUAUGCACGAAUGCGAUAAUGCUUUAGUCUCUGCCUUCAGAGAUCAGAAUGUCAAAAUCAUUGUAGAUUCGGCUGAACAUACUUUGCUAGAAUCAGGAGAAUUAAUCGAUGCACAUAUUAAACCAUCCAAUUUGAUUGAAAUUGGAAAGCUUGCUUCGACCCAUGAUUCGUGUGAGUUGGAAGCUAAAAUUGGACCCAAGUCAAUAACAUUGUGCAAAAUUGUGGGCUUGGCAAUUAUGGACAUUGUUACUGCUAAAAAGUUGAUAGAGGAUGACGAAUCGUAA